GCUGAUUGUCACCACCGUGCUUGUUUGUCAUACGCAUGAUGGAUGUUGGUCUGUCACACAGAAAUGUCAGAGGCCACUGAAUGGCACUGAGCUGGAGACGCUUUGACUUGGAGGCUCUGGAGACAAUGGAGGCUGGACAGUAGACUGCAGAAUUGAGGCAACAUGCAGCACACCUCCUGCACCGAGGACAGGAUUCAGCAUGCUCUGGACCGGUGUCUGGAUGGGCUCAGGCAAAGCCCCACAGCAACACACCAAUGGGAUGUGCUAAUGUGCUCAGCGGGUCAGGCAAUGAACCGUUGGAGUUUGGAGGAGCUGGUCAAAAGGGACCCGGAGAACUUUAUCAUCCUUUUGCAGCAAAUCUUGAGAAAGACCAAAGAGGUACAGGAGAGGUGCCAGUACGAGCUGGUGGCUCCACUUGCCAUCAUGUUCACCUCCACACUCUUGCAGAUGCCAUACUGUCCGCCAGAGAUGGAGCUUCUAGAGAAAGCUAUCAAAGUAUUCCGUUGCUUCCUCACCUGGCCUGAGCCCUAUUGUAGUGUGUGUCGAAACCUUCUCUCUACACUCCAGCAGGAGAUCAAGGCUCCAGGGAUUUCCUUUCAGAGACUGGUGAAAGAAGAACAGGACUUGGACUCCACCAGUCAGUCUACCAAAACAAUGACGGUGCUGCUCAUGAAUCCAAGCGAGUUACCUUCUGACUUCCUCUGUGUGGCCGAGCAGCUCUGUUGCAUUCAGCACUCAGAGAAAGAAACCUACAUCACCCUGAUCAAACACGCCUUCCAGUCCACGCUCGGUACUAAGUACCCGGUCUGCAGUAUACAUGCAGCCCUGCAGGGAAAAAGUGUGGAUGAACUAGGGGAGAUCUUCACUAUGGUCAGUGGUGUCUCAGAGACAGCCGCAGCCAUGAGUGAUCCUCGGAAGGGACGCAGUCACAUGAUCCAAGAACUGGAAACACUAAGGGAAAGACUCAGCAUCUCCUCUGCCAACAGAAGAAAUUCAGAUGGGAUGCUCCAGACGUUACCAAUCCCUACAGCCAGGUGUCACAUGUUUCAAUGGGAUAAAGACAAUUUUGAUGUCCUGAAUACCCUUUUGGAGGACGAGCCCGACACUAUGACCACAAGCGGACGCACAAAGGAGGAUGAGGAUGAAGUGGACAUAGAGGAUGAUGAGGGACAUGACACCUUGUCCCUAGCAUCAGAGUCCUAUGCUCCCUCCUUCAACUCUGGAGUCGACAGUGACUUUUUUGAAGACUCGGAUGACUCCAUAAGCUCGCCAAAGUCUGCCAGGUCUCCUGCUCGGCUAAGUCAGCACUUGUACCGACUCUUGCGCAAACCCAAGAGGUCCUUGUACCGAGCCAAAAGUUUAGGGAACACAGAGACCAAAGACUUUUUGGUGGUGCGAGAGAUUCGGUCCAACUCGCUACCCCAUCAUGUGCAGUUACGUAGUCCCGAGCCCUUUUCGGGUCCACAGAAUCAGACUGUCAGACAAGUGUGCUUCAGGAGGAGGCCUAUCUUGAGCACAGAUGAGGACAGUAUGAAUACUACGCUAAGGGUGGUGGUGUUUGGGGCUGAUCAUGUUGCUGGCAAGGUGGCGCGAGCCUAUAAUAGCCUGAGACAAAAGGAGAGCGCAUGUCCAAAUCUCACCAGGGUCUUCAAGCUUCAGUUUUACUUUGUGCCCGUCAAGAGGGACUCGGCAGCAGGACAAACUGAUCUGAGCGCUCAGAGUCCAAAAGGAACCAGCCUGUUGAAUGAUAUUAGCCUGACUGGAACAGAAGACAGCACUAAUGAUAUCGCCCAUCUCCUUGGGAUGUUGGAUCCUUGGUACAAAAGAAACACUCUCAGCCUCCUGAACCUACCCACCAAUGUCGUCUGUCAGCAAACCUCAAAGACAGAGUCAGACUCAUAUGACGGUUCAUAUGAACAGCGUCUGCCUAUUCUCGCUGAUUUGGUUCUGUACUAUUGUCGUUACGCUGCACGACCAGCUCUGAUCCAGCUCUACCAAGCUGAGUUGACGUUAGCCGGCGGAGAGAGGAGGACGGAGGUGUUUGUCCAUUCCCUGGAGUUGGGUCACACUGCUGGAACCCGGGCAAUCAAGGCUAUGGGCACUGCGAGCAAACGGUUUGGUAUCGAUGGCGACCGAGAAGCUGUGCCUCUGCAGGUUGAUGUCAUGUAUAACAGGGUUGUGAUUAGUGGGAGAAGACAAUGGAAAAGAGAAACUAAAUUGUGCACUUCCAUGACCUUAACCAAAGCCUGCAAGAAUCCUGAGGAGUUAGACUCACAGUUAGAGUGCUUGCAGCUCAGCAUGACAGAGGUUCUGAAGAGGCAGAGUGGGAAAAGCAAGAAAGGCUACAACAUGCAGCUGAGUCUGACAGAGGUGAAAGUGGACAAGGUGCAGAUCAGCGGGGCUGCAGACACAACCUUUGCUGUAUGUCUGGACCAAGAUGAGAAGAAGAUACUGCAAAGUGUUGUUAGGUGUGACAUCUCUGUGUGCUCCAAACCUGAUAGCUCCUCAGACUGGAGGCAGAGACGAGCCCAAAUGUCAGCCCAAAUUCAGCCUCUGCAUCCGACCUUCUGCACCCUCCUCUGUUUGCCCAUAGUCACAUUCAGUGGAGCUCUACCUUAAGCCUUGAUGACCAGGAUGUUCUCAGAGUUGCAGGAUGUCCAUCAACAGUGAAUAUUAUUAUUAUAAGUGCAGAUUUCACCCAAAAGACGAAUAUAACUAGCUUUUUGUGAUUAAUGUAUAUAAAUCUAUUUGCAAAACAGUAGCUAUGCACUUGAAAAAACUGUGUGGUGAACAUACAGAUAUCUGAAAAUGGACACUAUGGAAACAAUGUCAAGUUAAUAUAGUGAUCAAAUAUUGUUUUGUUUGUAUGACAAUGCUCCAUGCAUGUGUUGUAUUUUUUGAUGAGUGUGUUGACAAAAUGAGGGCAUUGAGUGUAUAUAUGUAUAUGAGCAACAGAGAGCGCUGUUGUCACAACUUUACAUAAUGGCUGAGGCAAUAAUGAUCGUUUUUGUUAUGGUUUUAUUGUUUAAAUACAACUUUUUAUUUUUUUAGUUUUUUUACAUUAUGUCAGACGUGGUAGCGUUUGAUGAAACCACAUUUUGAUACACGUCCUUGUUUUUAUGUUUAUAUAUAAACCUAUUGCUGCACUUUCUGUUUAAGACUAAACAGUUUUUGCUUGUUAAUGAAAAUGUUUUGCACUGUAUAAAAUCUUCUUGGAAUGACAAACUAUAACAAUUGUUGAAAUGAAAGGUACUUAAUGAUCUCCAAAAAGUGGGAAAGUUGUUUUAGAAUUGUUUGCGAUUAAUCCACAUAAUUAAUAGUCAAAGGUCAUGUA
Molecule: messenger RNA, 3334 nt
Organism: Doryrhamphus excisus (bluestripe pipefish)
Lineage: Eukaryota; Metazoa; Chordata; Actinopteri; Syngnathiformes; Syngnathidae
Source: RefSeq, a predicted model, not a curated record